Molecule: messenger RNA, 561 nt
Organism: Miscanthus lutarioriparius
Lineage: Eukaryota; Viridiplantae; Streptophyta; Magnoliopsida; Poales; Poaceae
Source: the annotation of a GenBank genome assembly
AUGCGGGCUAUUCUUACGCAGGCUGAAGUCGAUGAUGCUCUUGAUAAAUUUGGUAACAAGGAUUCCAAAUCUUGGACCGACGAGGAGAAGAGAAAAGAUCGUAAGGCCUUGACUCAAAUUCAACUUCAUCUUUCAAAUAAUAUUUUGCAAGAUUGUUUGCAGGAGAAAACUGCAGCUGUGCUAUGGCUCAAGUUAGAGUCAAUUUGCAUGUCUAAGGAUUUGACAAGCAAGAUGCAUUUGAAGAUGAAGUUAUAUACACACAAGUUGCAAGAGGGUGGUUCUGUGCUUAACCAUCUUAUGGUCUUCAAGGAGAUCGUUUCGGAUCUACAGGCUAUGGAGGUAGAUUAUGAUGAUGAGGAUUUGGGUCUCAUUCUUUUGUACUCUUUGCCUAGUUCUUUUGCAAACUUCAGAGAUACAUUGUUAUAUAGUCAUGAUACUCUAACGCUUGAUGAAUUUUCUGAGGCUUUGCACGCCAAGGAAAAGAUGAAAGAGAUGGUGUCUUGUGAAGGUUCCCUCCAAUGGAGAAGUGUUAAUACUGUUCGUAGGGAGGACAGAAAAUAA